AAGGGUUUCUUGCAAGCAACUUCGGUGAGCCAUAAGAAGGCAUUGCUCUAGCACUGCACAUUAUAGAGGAGCGAGAGGGCCAAAGUGAGAGAGAUAGAGAGAGAGGGGGGGAGGGAGAGGGAGAGGGAGCUGAAGAAAUCAUGGAGAACAAGCACACCGAUCAGGCAAAGGUAAAGGCAAAGCUCAGCAUGAUGCACUCAAAGGUUAUCUGCUGCAAGCUCUACAUUUCUGAAAGCCAAAAUGCGAUGGUUGUUGAUGCAAUCAGUCGCAUAGGCCAAAAAGACCCUGAGGUAGUUUUGCUCAGCAAGUUCGAGGAUGAGUACUACAACCGCGUCCGCUACACACUUGUCUCCUAUAUUAUCAGCAAUAGCUCAACUGGUGAAGUUAUAUUUAGCCCAAUCAGGAAGGUAUUGUUGGCAAUGAUUGAGGCUGCAUUUUCAAACAUAAACCUUGAAGUGCACUGCGGAACUCAUCCUAGGAUCGGCGUCGUUGAUGACAUGUCGUUCCACCCCUUGAGUCAAGCAGCCACAAUGGAGGAUGCUGCUCAGCUGGCUAAGCUGUUGGCGUCUGACAUUGGCAAUGGCUUACAAGUCCCGGUGUUUCUGUAUGCGGCAGCACACCCCACCGGCAAGAGUGUUAGUGCCAUACGACGUGAGCUCGGUUACUACCGACCAAAUCACAAGGGCAUCAAGUGGGCAGGUCAGGUGCUCCCUGAUACUCUGCCAAUGAAGCCAGAUGAGGGCCCAACUCAAGUUCCUCGUGAAAGAGGUGCCACAAUGGUCGGAGCAAAACCUUUUGUUGAGAGCUAUAAUGUACCAAUCCUUUGUAAGGAUGUCCCAACAGUGAGGAGGAUCACUCGAAGGGUGACCGGGCGGAGUGGAGGGUUCCCGACAGUGCAAGCACUCGCCCUAUUCCAUGGCGACAAUUGCACGGAGAUUGCAUGCUUGUUGGAUCCAGAUCAUGUCGGUGCUGAGCAGGUUCAGUGGCUGGUGGAGCAGAUUGCAGCAGAGCAAGGACUUGAGGUUGACAAGGGUUACUUCACCGACUUAUCCAAGGAUAUGAUGCUAGAAAGGUACUUCAAGAUGGUCUCUGCUGCUGAUUGACAUGUACAUAAUUUUGUUGGCAGAUUGCAAGCAUGGAAUUGCAUUCUGUAGUGCUGAUUGACAUUCUUGCAAUCAUGUGUGUCUUGCACUUGAGUGUAUGCUGCAACUAAAUUUGUGACACCAACUUGCAUGCCAGACAAAUAACUAAUCCUAACACUUUGUACAUAGAAGUUCUAUCUCUCUUGAAGAUGGUCUUUGGAAACUCCACCUUGGUAAUCGCAAGAUAAUUUGUCU
Messenger RNA from Brachypodium distachyon (stiff brome), 1337 nucleotides. RefSeq names its product formimidoyltransferase-cyclodeaminase. Gene Ontology annotation, molecular function: folic acid binding; transferase activity. The coding region runs from base 141 to 1103 and encodes 320 amino acids. The record is from RefSeq and is a predicted model, not a curated record. The transcript is spliced from 3 exons. Lineage: Eukaryota; Viridiplantae; Streptophyta; Magnoliopsida; Poales; Poaceae.